AUGACACGAGGUAGUUCUUUCCAACCUGGCUCUCCACGACGCACACCACAGCAGACACCCGCGACACGCCCAGGCAGGAUGGCCCUCUCCAUCCUCGCCCCGCUCUCCUACAUCGGAUUCCUCGUCUCGUCGCUGUGGCUCUUUUCAAAGAUUUACCGCAGGCGGCAGGCCAACAAACCCGCCGUAGAGCCAUGGUUCCCGCACCACAAGUCCCGCGACAUCUACGUCUCGCUCCUCUCGCUCGACCCGCCUCCUCCGCGCCCUAUCCUCGUCGCAGCCCUCCUCCGCCGCGCCAUGGACGACGUCAAGCUGAUCUGGUCCAUUCGCGACGCCAAAACCUCCCUCACGACUCUCCUCCAGCGCGGCCAGAUUGGCGACGACCUUUGGGAGCGCUUCCUGCUUGCGGAGAAGGAGCUCGAGGCGGAGAUUGUCGAGGUUGUCGGCGAGGCCAACACGUUUGAGCCUGGAUACGGGCAGAAGAUCUUCAAUAUCGCGAGUGACAUGGUCAGCCACGAGCGCUGGAAGGAGGUCUACAAGGACAUCAACAAGAAGCGCGAGGAGGAGAACGCCAAGCUCGCCUCGGGACUUCCACCCUCCGCCGUCCUCGCCCCGAACUCCUACCUCACCCCUUCAUCCCUGACACUCGCUCCCUCGAACCCCCUUCUCGCUGCCGGCACCACUCCCGCCCCUUCCGCCGCCUCGACGCUCGUCGCCACUUCUUCCCCCGCACCUUCAUCUCCCGCACAAGCGCCGAUCGAGAAGACGGACGUGACUUCCGCACCGCCCUGUCGAGACGCAACGCCUGCGUCUGCGCCCGUCAUCGCCGACGCCGGAGAGGCUGGCGCCCUCGCUGGUAAGGGUACGCCGGCGAAGUCGAAGCAGCCGGUCAACGGAAGCGAAGAAGCAGAGGAUGAGCAGGUCAACGGUGCGGCGUCUCCCGCUGAUACGCCCGCCGUAGCAGCAGGGGCGCCGAAGACAACGCCGAAGCCUGCGCCUAACAAGAAGAAGGGAAGGAGGAAGCCGCCCGUCAAGGGUGGGCGGUAG
Molecule: messenger RNA, 1044 nt
Organism: Rhodotorula toruloides NP11
Lineage: Eukaryota; Fungi; Basidiomycota; Microbotryomycetes; Sporidiobolales; Sporidiobolaceae
Product: translocation protein
Exons: 4
Coding region: 1-1044 (347 amino acids)
Biological process (GO): post-translational protein targeting to membrane, translocation
Cellular component (GO): Sec62/Sec63 complex
Source: RefSeq, a predicted model, not a curated record